This is a messenger RNA of Musca domestica (house fly), 9683 nucleotides long. It is a transcript of the gene Wdr62, whose product is annotated as mitogen-activated protein kinase-binding protein 1. Gene Ontology annotation, biological process: regulation of mitotic cell cycle; mitotic spindle organization. Gene Ontology annotation, cellular component: mitotic spindle. The record is from RefSeq and is a predicted model, not a curated record. The coding region runs from base 744 to 8402 and encodes 2552 amino acids. The transcript has 19 exons. Gene Ontology annotation, molecular function: protein binding. Lineage: Eukaryota; Metazoa; Arthropoda; Insecta; Diptera; Muscidae.
CGCUUGGUCUACCACCAGCCAAGUGCCGUUGCUGCAUUUAGUCGCGUUCGUAGCAUUCACAAUAGACGUUGGAACGGUUCGGUGCAAGGCCAAAAGAAAAUGUGCAACAACAAUAUGGAAAAAAAUUAUUAAAUACAACAUUUUUUAACAACAAAAGAGUCGAAAGAAUAACGGAAAAGAAAAUGAAAACAAAAUUUUCCCAUUGCUGAAAAUAAUAAUACCUUGCCGUGAAAAUAAAAAAAUGAAUUGAAAGCAAAUUGUUGUGUUCAAGUGUUUCUGAUACAAGUGUAUGUUAAUAAUUCUCAUUAAGGUUGUAACAAUUACAGCCAUCCAAUAAAAGGCAACAAUUAAUGGCUUAAGCUACCUAGCACUACAAAAGUGGAAUGUGUAAAACAAAUGGAAAAUAGAAAAUAAAAUCAUACCGUUAACCUGUGAAAAAUGUGAAAAACAAAAAAGAAAAUUAAUUAUGGCAAAUUUAUGCAAAUAAAAUGAAAGUCUGUGGAAACAGAAAAAUAUAAAAAAAAAAAAAAAUAAAAUUCAAUUUGAAUAUAACUAAAGAAGUAACAAGCGGCAGUGAAAUGCAAUUCAAUACAAUACCGUGAAUUUUGUGUUUAUUAAAAUAGCAAGAGAGUAACAGAGAGAGAAAAGGAGUGAAAUAACAACAAAACCAGUGCUAUGUCCAUUUAAACUUAACACCAUCACAGACGUCUGUCACCAACCAGUCGACCAACAAAUAUAUCACCAUGUAUAACAGUUACACCAACUCUUCCAACUCCUCUCCCCAUGUCCAAAUGAGGCGUCUGACGCCUUUCACACCCUUCCCUAACAACCGGCAGAGCAUUCCGCCUCCACCCCAGCGCUCCGUGUCGACGUCUUCGCUAAACAUCCCCUUCAGUGCACCGGCUCAUCUAAUGCAGACAGCCUUUGAAUAUCCCCCAGUUCCCAUGGUGCACAAAGUCGCCGCAUCGAAGUAUCCGCUAAAUUAUGAACGAACAGACAAAAUAAAACUUAAAAAAGUUUUAGGACUCACAGUAUGCAGUAAUGCAGCCUUGGAUUGUUCGCCCAUCAGCGGUCUAUUGGCAUAUCCAGCUGGCUGUACAAUUGUUUUAUUUAAUGCCAAAAGACAGACACAGGCCUAUUUGGUCAACACAUCCCGCAAAGCAUUCACAUCGGUGGCAUUCUCACGAUGUGGUCGCUAUGUGGCCACCGGAGAAUGUGGCAUGAAUCCGGCCAUAAAAGUAUGGGAACUUGAAGCGCCCAAUGGUAAUUUGGAACAUUGUACCGGUGGCAAUGUGGUGGCCGAAUUUGUCGAUCACAAAUAUGCCGUAACUUGUGUGGCCUUUUCACCGACUGGUAAAUUUUUGGUAUCGGUUGGUUCACAGCAUGACAUGAUUGUCAAUGUAUUCGAUUGGAAAUCCAAUCUCAAAAUGGCCUCGAAUAAAAUUAGUUCUAAGGUCUCGGCAGUGAGUUUUGCCGAAGAUGGCAGUUACUUUGUUACCGUCGGUAAUCGUCACGUCAAAUAUUGGUAUUUGGAGGGUGGACGCAAAUACAAGGACCCUGUCCCCUUGAUGGGUCGCAGUGCCAUAUUGGGUGAUUUGCGUGACAAUGAUUUUUGUGCCGUUGCCUGUGGCAAGGGCGCCUGUGCCGAAAGUACUUACGCCAUCACAAGACAGGGUCAUUUGGUGGAGUUCAGUUCGAGGCGUCUGCUCGAGAAAUGGGUACAGUGUCGCACCACCAAUGCCAAUUGCAUCAGUGUGACCGGCCAAUUCAUUUUGGUUGGAUGUGCUGAGGCGAUUAUCCGAAUAUUCAAUGCCAGUACAUUGGAAUAUGUAACCACUUUGCCAAGAACCCACUAUUUGGGUGUGGAUGUAGCUCAGGGUAUACAUAUCAAUCAUAUAAUGACAGUACCACCGCAGGCCAAAUAUCCAGAUUGUAUUGCCAUGGCAUAUGAUGAGCAAAGAUCAAAGGUAACCUGCAUCUACAAUGACCAUUCCCUCUACAUUUGGGACAUGCGAGAUAUAAAACGUGUGGGCAAAUCACAUUCCUUCCUCUAUCACUCCACCUGUAUUUGGGGUGUUGAAACUGUGCCAUAUAACAUGGAACGUGAACUCUCCCACACUCUGCCCGAAGAUUCAUUUGUUACCUGUUCUUCCGAUGACACCAUACGUGUCUGGGGUCUGGAGGGUUGUGCCAAUAAUGAAAUCUAUCGCAAAAAUAUCUACUCCAAGGAGCUGCUUAAGGUCGUAUACAUCGACGAUGAUCUGAAUUACAUAAAAGAUUUGGAGAUUGUCGGUGACAAGGGCGGCGCGUCCAGCAAUUCCAAUUACGAUGGACGCAAUGGCGUUCGUUGUAUUAAAAUAAGUCCAGAACUAGAGCAUUUAGCCAGUGGUGACCGUAGUGGCAAUAUACGCAUUUAUAAUUUAAAUAAUUUAAAACUGAUAACCGCAAUAGAGGCUCAUGAAUCGGAGGUCUUGUGUUUAGAGUAUUCCAAUGAGAAAAUCGAUCGCAAGCUAUUGGCCAGUGCAAGUCGUGAUCGUCUGAUACACGUUUUUGAUGUGGCCCAAGACUAUAAGCUGCUGCAAACCUUGGACGACCAUUCGUCGUCCAUAACUUCGAUCAAAUUUGUGGGAGCUGGUCUUAAUUUCCAGAUGAUAUCAUGUGGUGCUGACAAAUCGAUAAUGUUUAGAACCUUUCAGGGCAAUAUAUUCUUACGUGGUACUCACACAUCGGGCAAGACAACUCUCUACGACAUGGAAGUGGACUCGAAUGCCAAACACAUACUCACCGCCUGCCAGGAUCGUAAUAUACGCGUGUACGGCACACAGAAUUCCAAGCAUACGAAAACCUUCAAGGGUUCACAUUCCGAUGAGGGUAGUCUUAUUAAACUUAGUCUGGACCCCAGUGGUAUUUACGUGGCCACAUCGUGUACGGAUAAAACUUUGGCCGUUUAUGAUUAUUAUUCGAAUGAAUGUAUGGCCCGCAUGUACGGUCACAGUGAAUUGGUAACUGGUUUGAAAUUCACCAACGAUUGUCGCCACCUAAUAUCGGCCAGUGGUGAUGGUUGUAUCUUCAUUUGGCAAGUUCCACAUGAUAUGAUUGUAACAAUGCAGGCCAGACUAUCGCAGCAACGAUUGCGAUCAGGCCAUGCACCCAUACCCAGAUCAAUUUCACAAGCUUUAAUUGCUCCCGAAGGAAUUAUUGUAGAAUCACCCACCCCUGAUCUGCACGAUGAUCAUAAAUUUGCUAUGUCUCCGAAUAUAUUGCAGGGUGAGGUACCCUUAACGCCAGGCUAUAAACUUUCCGAUGUGGGACAAUUGCCACAAUGGGCCAAGAGAAAGGCUGGAGUAUCAGCUCUGGCCAAUGAACCUGAGUCAUCGGCAAUGAAUAUACCCUCAGCUGCUAAUCCAACAUCUAUGAACAAUUUGAGUUCAUCACCAAGUCAGGUGGGUGGUGUGGCGCCUAGACCACGAAAUCGCUGGGCCCAGCGUGGACAAAUUGAUGCCGAUACCUUAACUGAUAUACGAUCAAAUUCAGAAAGUCCUUUGGGUAGUGUGUCAACUACAUCUGGCAUUGCACCGGCCAUGCAUCACCCUGGCUUUGGCAAUACUCAGACAUCGGACUACAACAGUGCUUCGUCUAAGGACAUUAUGUACAAUCAAACAUAUUUGAGUGAAGAUUCGUCCAUUGAUUCCGGCAUGGAAACCCGAAGGGAAUUGAAAUUUAUCGGUAGCAAUAAUGCUGGUACAGUACCCACCAUUUCUGUGCCGGGAGCAGGGCCAAGCCGAGUCGGAGCAUCGUCAACAUCCGGCACAUUAUCCGUUGAACGCAAACCGGGUUUGCGAUUUGACACUAUAUCCAACAAUGACCAUGACGGUGACAUUGAGGAUAUAUCGGAUGGUGAGAGAACGAGCUCGGAUCAUGGCAUGUUCUAUAACAACAUAUCACCCAGUACACCAACAGAUUUUAAGGUCAAUGCCAUGAAUGAAGAAGAACUACGAAAGUCGGUACGUCGUCAAAAAUUUGAGAAGGCUGGCCUCACCCUUAGCGGCAAUGGUUCACACACGGCCAGUACAGGCACCGGUACCGGCACCUCUGAUACCGAAGAUGAAGGAUCAACACCCAGUGCCGAAAAUGCUGAUCGCUCUUUGGCCUCAACAUUGGGUGGUAGUUCCGAAAGUAUACCCCAAGCAUCGUCCAGUUUUCUUCAAGCAGCUUUACCCGACGGACCUGGUAAUUUGCUCGAAAGAGGCAGUACUAAUCGUCGCAGCAUAAGUGCCAAACAUAAUACCGAAAACGGUAAACCUGGUGUUUCCGCCCCGCCUACCAUAACCAAAUCGUACACCAGUACAAAGAAGGAGGAACUGUUGAAAGUCAUAAAUGAAGCUAAGCAAAAAUUAGAUAAUGGUGCACGCAAAAAUGGUGUUAAAAAGUUAACUGCCAUACCAGAGGUUGGCUAUCGGUCACUGCGUGGUAGUCAUAGUAUCUCAGAUUUAAGUUUAGCUGGAAAUUUGGAUGGUUCACGUUCUGGCUUAUCGGCAGCAAAUCGUUAUGCUAAGACGGCUUUUGAUCCCACACAUAAUAACGAAAAUAAACCCCACACACAGUUUGUUAGCCAAUCUAAUGAUGUGGUGGGCAGUGGUGAGAGAUCACCUCGGCUGCAGCCACCAUCCACGCCACCAACGAAUUAUUCACCCAUACAGUUGAUGCCUCCACAACAGCAUUUCUUCAAUUGCGCUGCUCCGAAAUCAGUGCUCCAACAAAAUUGUCAAGCAAUGCGUCAGGUGCAACAGCAAUACCCACCCUAUCCACAUCAUGUAGGUGUUCAUCAGAUACAUCCCCCACCGGGGGUACCUUUUAUGGGGCCCACCACACAAAAAGUGCAAGUGCAGCAGCAACAAAAACUGCCGACGGCACAGCAACAGAAUAAAACAUUUUCUAGUUCCACAUUACCGGCCAGUGGUCAGGUUCGUGUAAAGCGCAAUCCCAAUGGCAAUACACGACGCACACCCAGCAUAUUGAAACAUUACAAAUCAUGCCCCGUCUCACCCGUCCAUGAGGAAGUUGAAUGGUCUUCGGAUAACAAAUCGAUUAUCAUUACGGAACCCAAACGUCAUUCAGUCUAUGCUGAUGAUGCUCGCACAAUACUGGACAUGAUCCAGGCUGAUACUGAAAAGAUGAUAGAGGAAAUUACCAGGAAAUAUGGUGAUCUUGAUGAUAUAGGUGUCGAUGUGUAUGAUCCGGUUUCAGGCACUCGACACUCUCAGAUAGUUGCUUCCAAAUCAGUUCCUGAAAAUCUUGCUGCACAUCGUGGCUAUUUGCCUAUGGGCAGGAAAAAUGAUUUUGGAUUUUCACCUGAGGGCUCCACAAGUCCUCGUAUGGUUAGACAGCCAUAUGUGCCGCUGGCUCCCAAACACUCAUUCUCCGAAUUUUAUGUCUAUCAGGAAAUUUAUCAAUGCGAACGCAAGGUAUCACUGUCGGACAUUUUGCAAGACAACCCUGAACAGAUGGCCGAAGCAAGGCGUUUGGAGGAGGCCAGAUUUUUGGAAACUCAACGCCAUUCCAGUGCUUCAUUCUUCUUAACCUCAAAUAAUCAUUUUGCCACCGACAGAAGUCAAGAAUCAUUGUUAUCCGAAGAAUUCCUCGAUGACGGCAGCUAUUGUAAUAGCAUGGAAAGUAUUCUAUCAGAUGAAAGUGAUUGUAAAAGUGCUCCCCUAGAGCAGCAGCAGGUCGUACCCAAACAUCCGGGCUUACGCAAUUUCAUUAUUCAUGGUCCCACAUCAACUAUAGCAGCAGCCCAAAUGGUUUCCAAGUCAUAUGGCUCCAGUCCCAAUGCCUAUGGCAGCUUUGAUUAUUACAUGCAGCAGCGUCACCUACAUGCAACCGCACCAUCAAAUGUCUCACCCUAUGAAAGUUUCGAUGUUUCUAGCUAUAAUCUGGAGAAAAUACAAACAACAAAUGACAGGAAAAAUGUACCACCAAAACCUAUAUCAACCUCAAAAACAUAUCCUAAAUUAGCUGAGCCGUCCUCAUUGGUUCAGCGAAAUCCGCAACAACAAUCAUUUUCUUCUUCAUCCAAGGUUUCAGACGAUAUACCCACAUUAAAGUGUAAAAAUCAACAGUAUUCUUCGGGCGUAAGCAAGAGCAUUAGCUCGGACUUUGCCCAAACACGUUGGCAGAGAAACACAAAUCCCAUACAAACGGAAAAGGCCUACAAUGAGAAACUAUUUCAAAAGAAACCAGUCAAACAAAAGCCACCCGUUCCUGUUAAGCCGGAAAAUCUCAAAUCGACCCUAACUUCUACGGUGGAAUCCGCCACGAAGCUUCAGGUCAAAGAACCGCUCAAAAAGUCAUGUUCCUUUGAGGUAAACGCCGAUGUGUUGAAAUGCAACUCCCGUACGGCCAGUGUGGUUAGGAAAUUCGAAAGGAAUUUGCAAAAGUUCGAAAGAGAGAAACAGGCAGAGCUACAGGCAAAGAAGAAACAAGGUAGCAAUAUGAGGCCGUCGGUAAGUUCGGGAGCUUUGGCUGGUCAGAGUUGUUUGAAAAAGGUUUCCAAAUUUGACAACUCUCCCACACGGCGGGCCACAUCAAUGCGCCAGAAGGAGAGACCAAAGAUUUCGGUGCGUUUCAACACCGUGUCGCAAAUCAAAUAUACUCCAAGCAAUAAAAGGAACAAUGGUAAUGGAUGUGGAAGUACCACCACCACAUGCCCUCUGAAUGAUAUUAAUCUCAAUGUGUCACCCUCGGCAGGAUCAAGUCUGCCCACAGACUAUGGGGAGAAGACAUUCGAAAUGUUUAUAUCAGAGAAUGGCAAUGAUGAGCAUGACAACAUGACCAUGGAUAGCCUGAAAUUGUACACAAAACCAGGCCUCCAGCAGGUCGUGGAUGAAAUCAAACAUGAACGAGAAAAAAGAGACUCGAAACAUAAGAAAAACUUGGCCAAUACUGAAAUUACUCAAAAUCCCCACAGUCCCACAGACGCCUCUACCAGCAACCAAUGCAAAAAUAUUGCCAAGAAAAUUGAUAUUAUUGAAAAAUUGAUAGCCAUGGAGGAGCGGAAAUUCGAGCAAAUACGUUUGGCCACUGAAUCACGAAUGCGACCCUUCGAAUGCAACACCAAACAAAGGGGUUAUGUUAAAUCACUAACCAUGAAUUUUGACAUGCUAGCCAAAGGUAUCGAAAAGGAUAUUGAAAAUGAACAGAGACGUAUUUUGGCAGAUAAUUCAGAUGCCGAUUUAUGCGCCUAUGCGCGUCACAUCAAAAGGAAUGUGAGUCUGCCGGACGUUUUAGAAAGCACUGAAACCUAUGCACUGAAUAAGAAACUAAUGGAACAACAGCAACGUGUCCAACUUGAUUGUGAUGGUGUUGAAGUGGAAUUGGCCAGGGAGGUGAAGGCCGAUUCAGAUGUCGACAACGAGGAUGAGAAAGAGGAUGAAAGUGAAAAAGCCUCUAUGGAAAAUGUAGAGAAAUUGCUCGAAGGCAAUCCCAAGAAUUUGAAUCCCAUGCCAGUCGAUGAUUCGUCGUCCUCCAUCCGAAGGGCAUGUUCCCUUAGUGAUUUACACAUGGGCAAUAUGGGUAAAGCAGGCAAAUCAACCAGUUCUUCCCAAAAAACGGGUGCUGCUCACCGCAACAGCUCUGCCACCCGUUCAGCCAGUAAACGUAAUAGUCUGCAAAUAAAAGGUUCUUCCACUAAUUUAAGUGCAAAUGCUUCAAUGGGUGUACUCAAUCAGAGCGAUUCAGAAACUGAAAGUAACAGCCGGGGUCGAUCAGGUUCAAGUGGACAAAGCCGAACAAAUGGACCCACGGCUGCCAAUCGUUCGUAUAAUUCCAAAAAUACGAAUGGCAACAAUAACCGUCGCAAGGGUAACCUACAAACAAGUUUUAAUAAUGCACCACCCCAAGAUGAUUCCAGCUCUGAAGAAACCCAGGGCAGUUCUUCCAAUGCAAAACCAAUUGUGCCACCACGUCCUCGUAAUUUAGCUUUUGAUCACAAAAAUAAAGUUAUUAACAGUCCAAAUGUGGUUAAGACUCGAGGAGUUUUAGAAGCUGUCGAAUUUGCCGAUUUAGACAGCAAUGGAGAUCCAAAAUCUCAAGUUCAUAAUGUUAUUAACAAACUAUAUACAACAACACAAACCGUUUUACAAUUGCAUGCAAAUCUCAGAAAUUGUGAGGAUUCUUUAAUGCUGAAAGAAUUGGAGAAUGCUGUGAUUAUGACACAAAAUAUGUUAACAAAUAUAACACAAAAUAAAAAUGAUAAAAAUCAACAACCAAAUCAUGCGUACUCUAGCACAGAGCAGGCAAAUUUAGAAAAUGGCGACUAUAUGAUGAUGGUGAAUAAUUGCGCCGAUCUAUUAAGUAAUUUCCGUAUGAAGCACAAACCCGAUGACUGUGAGAAAAACUCCUAGUGUGUAAAUUGAAAAAAAAGAGAAACGUAAAAAACAAAACACAGAAGUGAAACUGAACUUAAACUACAAAACUAAAAAGAAAACAAAAGGGAAAUGCGAAAAUAAAAGUAAAAUCAUAAUUAAUUUAAUAUUCAUAAUUAUAAUUAAUUUAAAUUAAAAUUACAACUAAACAAUUAUUAAGAUAAAUUUACAUUUAAAUACAAAUAUUAGUAGCUAACAAUGUUUUUUUAUUAUAUAUUAUAAUUAAUAUUAAUAUAAAUAUGAUAAUUAUAUUAUUAAUAUUAUUAUUAAUGAAUUAAUUAAAUGUAAAAUAUUUAACUAAAACAAAAUACACAUCUAUAUUAUUUAACAAAUGAAAUUACAAUUGUAAUAUUUUUUUCUCGUUUUUGUAAGGCAAUGUGGUUUGAUGAUAAAAUAUUGCAAUAUAAACAUUUUUAAUUUACCCGAGAAACGAAAAUCGAAUUUUUCGUUUAAUUAUUUGUUAGCACAAGGGGCUGAAAUGGAAUAGAAAAAAUAUUUUCGUCACUUUAAAAUUAUAUAUGAUAUUUAAUGCUUCGUACAUCAAAUCAAACACUUUUUUUUCUAAAAUAGGCAUGUUUUUGUUUGAAGACUUCAUAAACAAAAUUAAGUUUGGCAUCAACAAACUGCAUUUCAGCCCCUGUGUUUAAUCAAAGAUGCAGCCAAAUAUUCCAUGGUUUGCAAAUCUUUUUGUGUAUUUCCACACCGCAAAUAUGGCAUUUUUUAAAAUAAUAUAUUUUUUAUUUUUUUUUUUUUUUUUCAUUAUUGUUUUAUUUCGAUGUAGAAAACAAAAAGACGAAGAUAAAGAACUUGAGACGCUUGUUUUGUUAUAAACUUAUUUGUUAUGUUACGUUUUUUGAUUCUUUGCGUGUUUUGGGCGUGAUUACAUCUACUCUAGCUUUUAGUCUAAUUUGAUAAUAAUUUUUGUCCAUGUGUCUUGUUUCUUUGCUAAUCAAAUAAUCAAAACCAAUCACAACAAUAUUAAGUUAAUCCUAAAUAAAAUUUAUAUAAUUCACAAAAUCAUAAUUUUCAAUGAAAUAUUAUUGUGUUAAGAGCUUAGAUAUGAAAGUUUGUUUUUAAUUACAUUUAUAAACCACACACUUAUACACAACUAAAUACUUACAUCCUAAUUUAGCUUUAAUUUGAAAUUGAAGAAAAGAAAAUAAUAAUAAUAAAUAUUUAAAACUAUAUUUGAUAUUGGAAAAUAAAAUCAUAUAAUUUAAAUACGAAAAGAAUAAUAAUACUAAAAAUGCUAUACCACAA